Puma concolor (puma) is the source of this 2549-nucleotide messenger RNA. Lineage: Eukaryota; Metazoa; Chordata; Mammalia; Carnivora; Felidae. The record is from RefSeq and is a predicted model, not a curated record.
UCCGCCCACAGAGUCCGAUGGCGGCGGCCGCGCGCAGGCACCCGGCUCAGGAUAGUGUGUCCUUUGAGGAUGUUGCUGUGUACUUCUCCUGGGAGGAGUGGAGGCUCCUUGAUGAGGCUCAGAGAUGCCUGUACCACGAUGUGAUGCUGGAGAACUUUGCACUUAUAUCCUCACUGGGUUGCUGCUGUGGAGCAGAGGAUGCGGAGGCACCCCUUGAACAGAGCGUUUCUGUAGGUGUGUCACAGGCCAGCACGCCCAAGGCAGCGCUGUCUUCCCGGAAGACCCACCCCUGUGAGAUGUGUGGUCCGGUCUUGAGAGACAUUUUCCACUUGGCUGAGCACCAGGGAAAGCCAAGCAGCCAGAAACUGUUGAGGUGUGGGGCAUGCGCAAAACGAUUUUAUUUCAGCGUAAACUUUCAGCAUCAGCCAGAGCAGCACACGGGAGUGAAACCAUUCAGAAGCAGUGUGGACAGGACCUCUUUUGUGAAGAGCUGUGGAUUCCAUGAUUCAGGAAAGCCCUUUACCUGUGGAGAGAUUGAGAAAGACUUCCUGCCUGGCUCGGGGCAUCUGCAACAAGGGGCCAUUCAUACUGGAGAAAAGCUAAACACAAUCAGCCAGUGCAGGGCAACUAUACAGAGCAGAAAAAGUCAUUACACCUGGGGAGAAUGCAAGAAAGCCUUCGGUCCCAAACACACGCUUUCUCAGGACCAGUGUUUUGUGUGCAGUGAAUGUGGGAAAACAUUCAGCUACAAAUCUUCAUUUGUUAUCCACCAGAGAUUGCAUACUGGAAAAAGGCAUCAUGAGUUUGAUGAAUGUGGAAAAUCCCUUCGGCAAAGCUCAACCCUCAGUCAGCAUGGAAAGACUCACUCCGGAUCCAGGCAAUACAAGUGCAGCAAAUGUGGGAAAUCUUUAAGCCACAAAUCUGUUCUUAUUCAUCCCCAGCGAUGGCACGGUGGAGAAAACAGUUAUAUGUGUGGUGAAUGUGCAAAAUCUUUUAGUCAGAGCUCAGUGUUGAUUCCGUGUAGAGUUCAAACUGGAGAAAGGCCUUAUAAGUGUGGUGACUGUGCAAAAUCUUUUACCUCUAUCUCUGCCCUAAGUUAUCAUCAGAGAUCUCACACAGGGGAAAGGCCCUAUGAGUGCAGUGAAUGUGGGAAGUCUUUUAUCUCUAGGUCUGACCUCCGUUAUCAUCAGAGAGUUCAUUCUGGAGAAAGGCCUUAUGAAUGCAGUGAAUGUGGGAAAUCCUUUAUCACUCGUACUGCUCUCCGUUAUCAUCACAGGGUUCACACUGGGGAGAGGCCUUAUGAAUGCAGUGAAUGUGGCAAGUCCUUUACCCGAAGAAAUAACCUCAUUAUACACCUAAGAGUUCACUCAGGUGAAAGACCUUAUGAGUGUAGUGAAUGUGGGAAAUCUUUUACCUUUAGUUCCAGCCUGCGUUAUCACCACAGAGUUCACACUGGAGAAAGACCUUAUGAGUGUAGUGAAUGUGGGAAAUCUUUUAACAAUAGGUGGACACUCAUUCGACACCGGAGAAUUCACACAGGAGAAAAGCCGUAUGUGUGCAAUAAAUGUGGGAAAUCUUUUACCUGUAGCUCCACCCUCCAGUAUCAUCAUCGAGGUCACCUUGGAGAGAGGCCUUAUGAGUGCAGUGAAUGUGGGAGAUCUUUUACUACUAGCUCUGCCCUCCGUUAUCACCAGAGAGUUCACACUGGAGAAAGGCCUUAUGAGUGUAACGAAUGUGGGAAAUCUUUUAUUUCUAGAUCUGACCUCCAUUAUCAUCAUAGAGUUCAUUCUGGAGAAAGGCCUUACGAGUGUAGUGAAUGUGGGAAAUCCUUUAUCCGAAGAAAUAACCUUAUUUUACAUCAGAGAGUUCACACAGGAGAAAGGCCUUACAAGUGUAGUGAAUGUGGGAAAUCUUUUAAUAAUAGGUGGACCCUGAUUCAACACCAGAGAGUUCACACAGGAGAAAAACCGUAUGUGUGCAAUGAAUGUGGGAAAUCUUUUACCUGUAGCUCCACACUUUGUUACCAUCAAAGAGUUCAUGAAGGUAAAAGGCCAUAUGAGUGCAGUGAAUGUGGGAAAUCUUUUACCUCCAGUUCUACCCUCCGUUACCAUCAGAGAGUUCACACAGGAGAGAGGCCUUACAAGUGCAGUGAAUGUGGGAAAUCUUUUACCUUUAGUGCCAGCCUUCGUUAUCAUCACAGAGUGCACAGUGGAGAAAGACCUUAUGAGUGCAGCGAAUGUGGGAAAUCCUUUAAGGAUAGAUCACAAUUCAAUAAACACUGGAGAACUCACACGGGAGAAAGGCCUUAUGAGUGCAGUGAAUGUGGGAAGACUUUUAGCCAAAAAUCUUCCCUGUCAAUACACCAGAGAAUUCAUAAUAGAGAAAAGCCUUAUCAGUGCAGUGAAUGUGGGAAAUCUUUUACCAACAGCUCCAUACUGAUUCGACACCAGAGAGUUCACACAGGAGAAAGACCUUAUGUGUGCAGUGAAUGUGGGAAGUCUUUUACCAGUAGCGCUACCCUCUCUUACCAUCAGAGAAGUUCACACUAG